This is a messenger RNA of Elephantulus edwardii (Cape elephant shrew), 1482 nucleotides long. Its product is annotated as melanoma antigen preferentially expressed in tumors-like. Lineage: Eukaryota; Metazoa; Chordata; Mammalia; Macroscelidea; Macroscelididae. Gene Ontology annotation, molecular function: protein binding. The transcript has a single exon. The record is from RefSeq and is a predicted model, not a curated record. Gene Ontology annotation, cellular component: cytoplasm. Bases 1 to 1482 code for a protein of 493 amino acids.
AUGUUCCAGCCACACAGUCUCUUCGACCUGGCCAAGGAGAGCCUCGUCAAGAACGAGUCUGCGGUCACAGGGCCUCUGCUGCCGAUCCCUUGCACUGUAUGGGAAGACCUCUUUACGGAAGCUAUGCAGAGUAACUCUCAGGUGAUAGUGGCAGCCAUGGUAGCCGCUUGCCCCUUGUCCUGGCUGGACCUGGACAGUAUGAUGGAGCAGGCGAGCUCUUCUCUGAGCAUGUUGUCGAGUGUGUUCAAGGGACUCGGUAUCAUGCUAGACCAGCGGCCUCCCUGCGCCACGGGCCAGCUCACCGUGCUGUUGCCCCCAGCUCCAGAGACCUGGGUGCAUGAGGAGUUGGAUCCAGAGCACAGAUGUUACUUCGAGAAUCGCCCGGCAGAGAUGCAAAGCCCUAGGAAGCCGAGGAGAGAGCGCCGUUCCAGAUCAGCUCCGAGGCAGCCAGUGGGAGAGUUGGAGCUCGUGGGAGAUCUGAGCUUCAAGAUGAUGCAGUCAAACGAACUGCUCACCUUCCUCAGGUGCAGGGUGCAGGAGGGAAAAGUACUCCCUCUGCUUUGCUGUCAGAAGGUGACCUUUUCGGAUGAUCUACCCGAGUUUCCAGUCAUUGAGAAGAUCCUCGGAAGUGUGCGGCUGGAUCGUGUCGAGGAGUUGAGAAUCCACCACACGGAAGACAGACGCCUCCUGUCCAUGUUGGCUCCUUACCUGCCCCGGUUGGUGCAUCUGCGUACACUGCUGCUCCAGUCCCUUGUCGUGAAGCAGGGGUCCUCUAGGCAACGACGUCUCCUGGCCAGGUGGAACACAGACGAAGAGCUGGACGGCAUCUUCACGGAAUUGACCUCCCAGCUCACCCACCUACGCCAACUCCAGCAUCUCCGCCUGAGUAAUGUCUACCUCUGUGGCAACGUCGGCCAGUUUCUCAGGCAUCUAGAGACCCCCUUGGAGUCCCUGACCAUUUCCUCCAUUCCCUGCUCGUUAGAGAUCUCAGACCUCCAAGCCCUAUCCUCGUAUCCCUGCACCAGCAAGCUAAAGGUACUGAAUUUAUCCCAUAACAACUUGGCAAAUAUAAAUGUCGGGUUGCUCCGAACUGUCAUCUACAAGAUCUCGGCCACCCUGGAUCUCCUAGACUUAUCUCACUGUGGACUCCUGAACUCCCACCUCGUCGCCAUCUUAUCUGCCCUGAGCCAGUGCGAGCAGCUCCGGCUGUUUAGAUUCUGUGGAAACUGUGUGGAUGUGUCGACCAUGAAGAGACUGUUGCGUCGCACUAUCCCGACCGACAAGUCCAGGCUCAUGGUGCUUCCCUUGCCUGACGACGCUGAGGAUGAUGACGACGAUGUGUAUGACUAUGAGAUUGAGAGCCGCUUUAUCAAUGGGCUUUCUCUUCUCCUGCAGGAGUUAGGUGUCCAUAGCCAGAUUUACGUGAUCCGUGAUGAGGAAUUCCUGGAGGAGCACAUAAAAGUCUUGAUGCUACGAACCUAA